Messenger RNA from Lates calcarifer (barramundi perch), 4793 nucleotides. Its product is annotated as Translocating chain-associated membrane protein 1-like 1-like. NCBI's taxonomy places the organism in Eukaryota, Metazoa, Chordata, Actinopteri, Centropomidae. The record is from RefSeq and is a predicted model, not a curated record. Gene Ontology annotation, biological process: SRP-dependent cotranslational protein targeting to membrane, translocation; protein insertion into ER membrane. The transcript is spliced from 11 exons. The coding region runs from base 317 to 1432 and encodes 371 amino acids. Gene Ontology annotation, cellular component: endoplasmic reticulum membrane.
GGCACUGGGCGGUUCAUGAAUGGGGUUUUGAAGUGGGAGGGCCCAUCAUCUGACUUUACCAGGGCAGGAGGAAAAAAGUGGGUGUUGUGCUGUGGUGUUUGGCUCUGUGCGAUGUAUCUUCAUGACUGUUUUUAAGCACAUGAGCAGCAGUACACUGUGUUUACGGACUGCAGCGGAGCGACCGGCCCGGAGCAGCAGUGCUAACAUCCGUCAGUUGAGACGUGCAGCGGGGGGAAAGCUAGCUCCGUAACCCAGCCAGAGCGACUCAGUGACGGCAGCCCCGGACCCUGAGGAGGGAGAACCGUGUCAGAGAGCCAUGGGUUUCCGUAAGAAGAACAAGAGCCCGCCGGUGCUGAGCCACGAGUUUGUGAUCCAGAAUCACGCCGAUAUGGUUUCGUGUUUGGCCAUGAUUAUCCUCCUCGGCCUGAUGUUCGAGGUCACAGCAAAGUUUGCCAUCAUGUUCAUCACAGUCCAGUAUAACGUAACACAAGUUCUUGAUGAAAAAAGUGAGCCAGUGAACCUUUACCAGUAUGGUCCUAAGGAUGUGGCCACUGUGUUUUUCUACCUGCUCAUUGCCGUCAUACUUCAUGCCUUGAUACAAGAAUAUAUUCUCGAUAAAAUGAACAGGAGGUUGCACCUGUCAAAAACCAAACACAGCAAGUUCAAUGAAUCUGGACAGCUCGCAGCGUUCUACCUGUUCUCCUUCAUCUGGGGCUGCAGCAUCCUAACAGCGGAGGACUUUGCAACAAAUCCAACUUUCUUAUGGGAGGGUUACCCACACAGUCACAUGGUUUUUCAGGUCAAGUUCUUCUAUAUUUGCCAAAUUGCCUAUUGGCUCCAUGCACUUCCUGAACUGUACUUUCAAAAAGUACGGAAGGAGGACAUCCCCCGCCAGCUCUAUUACAUUUGCCUUUACGUUGUCCACAUCACUGGUGCCUACGUCUUAAACCUCCACCGACUGGGCCUGGUGUUGCUGGUCCCUCACUACUUGGUGGAGCUCCUGUUCCACGCUUCACGCCUCUUCUACUUCAGCGAUGAGAACAAGCAGAAAGGUUUUACUCUGUGGGCGCUACUUUUUGUCAUCGCCCGCCUCCUCACCCUCACCCUCUCAGUUCUUACGUUUGGCUUUGGGCUGCCCCGUACAGAAAACCAGGGCUUCUCUCUAGCAGAAGGCAACUUCAAUGUGCUCACCGUAAGGAUGACUUGUCUGGCAGCUAUCUGCCUGACACAGGCCUGGAUGAUGUGGAAAUUCAUUAACUUCCAGUUGAAAAAGUGGAGGGAGCACAGCCAGAACCAGGCCUCAAAGAAGAAGACGGUCAGCCCGAAGAGCAAGCCUCACAAAAGGGAACCUACAAGGGGAGGUACUGCCAAUGGGGUGGUGAAGUCUGAGGAUAAAACGUCACCGCGGGCAAGAAAAGCCAAAGCUUCAUAGAGGUGGAAGGGUUGGAAGAAAAACUGAGUGAGGGAGUUCUGACAAUGUGACAUUAAGUCUUUACACAACUUCAAAUUUUGUCUACUGCUCUCCAAAACAAAUGUUUAAGCGCACUAAGAAACCUUACAUAACUGUCCCUUUUGGGGUUGAAACUCCCCCUUUUUGAAAAAGUUCAGUGUUACUGUCUAUUGAAGGUGUUUAUUAUUAACUUGGAUUCUCUUCAGAUGGGACGUUGGCAGGGCAGAGUUGGUUUUGAUGCUUUAACAGGAUAGAUUUAGCUCUUUAAAGUGUCCUUUUGUGUAAAACUACGAUCACUCGUCGGGUAUUUUAAACUGAGUUGCUCUUCAGUAAUUAGACAUUGAAUCAGUUAGUAUCACAGUACCUUAAGAAGCGAAUUUUGACUUCAGGGCAACUUAAUAAAAGUGUUAAUGUACAGAUUAACUGUACGGGGUGUCAUUUUAAGUUUGGGCCUUAUUCACUUCAACUUGAUUAACAGGCCACUGGUUCAUGUCCCAAAAUAAAGCCUUUCUUGCUCUGUAAGACAGCACUUCAGUAUUCUGCUGUUGUCAGGAAAAGAUCCUAAAUUCAUCGCUCCAGAGGAAGAUUUGUGCUAUUUUAGGUAUUUGACAUAGCUGCAGCCAGAAAACUGAAGCUUGUACUUAACUCAUUUACUGCCAUUAUUUGACAACCUCUGCCUUUGAAAUCCAAUAUGCUAUAGGAUUGAGGCACUUUUAUAUAAUUUUUUGUUUGCUUUUAUCACUAGCCUGGUAAACCAGCCUGUCCCAGGGGGUUCAUCCAGGUUAGGUGACUCACCAAUAGGAAGCUGUACUGUAACCUGUGAUGCUGUACUGUAUGCAUACAGUUAAAUCUUUAUAAUGGCAUGAUUGGAAACCUGAGCAAGAAACUGUGUUUGAGGCUGCACUUAAGUCUUUUAUAUGGUAAUGUUAAUGCAUGAUGGUUUAAGGCUAAAGACUUUAUGGCUAGUUCCUACCUGUGCUGUUGAGUUUGCAUCUCUCUCUCUCUCUCUCACUCUCUCACACACACACACACACACACACACACAUGCAUACAUGCAGUAUACACAAACACACAAGCAUUCAGUGGCCUUUUUACAACUGCUGCAAGAGGUUUGAGUUAUUUAUUUUUGUCAUAUACUACAGAUAGUUAUUAUUUUAUAUGCUUUGAAAAGCUAUAACCAGCAAACACAGCGGUACAUAGCAACUGCGUUUAGUUAAUCCAAACAAUACAAUCUUUCUUCAAGUGUCCUUAUAACGUCAGUGGUUUGUAUCACUCCUUCUGCUUGUGUUGCGUUCUGUUUGCCUUCUCUGUUUUUUAUCCUCGGGUAUCAGGGGACAAGCUAUUCACUACUUAAACUAUAAGUUACAUCCCAUAUUGCAAUGGGAAGUGUGUUUGUGAGGGAUUGUGUUUGUAUGCCUGCGCACUCGCUCGUGUGUGUGGUGUGUGUGUAUGUACAGUAUUGUUUUGCCUACCGUGUACGUUUGUGUAUUAACUGGGCCUGAAUGAUGACGACGAUGAUGACAACGAUGUUUAUUGCUUGUCUCGUAAAAGAAAUUAUUGCCUGUGUGCAGAGCAUGAAAUGUGACAAUCUGUUCAUUGACUCCUGCCCUGUGGUUGUAUUUCACAAUCACAUCCUGUCCUUUAGUUCACUUUUGUUGGGCCUCGGUCUCCGUUCCCAACAUGCUUCUAUGUGUAAAACACUGAGUUGUGGAUAGGUGUAUGUUCUAUAGGAUAUUGGUUACUAAAUGCUUCUGUGUUCUGUCUCUGCCCCUCAGAUGCCCCUAUCCUGUGUGAGAGAGAUUUUGUGAUUUCUGUUUGCCAAAUGCGGCAUGUUUUGUCACCUCCUGCUUCACCUUUUCAAUGAUCCUGACAUUGCUAUGGAGCGCACGUAUUGUACUGUUGGCCAUACUCUUUCCUGUCAUGGACCAAGUCCUGCUCCACUACUAAACGCACUGUGCAUGUGAAGCUCUGUACAGAAAAGACUGUACUACCUGUCUGCAGACAGCUGGAGUUUUGAGUCUUGAGUCUAGAGCAGGGAGGAGAUGAGGAUGCCAUUCAUUUUUGCUCCCUUUAGUGCUCCUUAUUGGGACUUUGGUGGUCUUUAAAGCCCUAUGUCUGUGUAUGGCAGUGUCAUAGGAGGGAAGGAGGAGCAGAGGACUUAUGUACCAGCCUGUUAUUAGACUGUCUCAGAUGUAAAAGAGAAAAAAAUGACUUAACCCAACACUGUACUAAAAUAUGUGUCAGAUUUUUAAGCUAUUUUUAUAGAGGGGGAAACUGUUGAAAUUCACUGUUGUUCAGUACACAUGUGUGAAUAUUUGUUUUGCAUCCAUAUUGAUAUGAAUUGUUUUUUUUUUUAUAUAUAAGAAUGAAGCUUGCUGAACUGUUGGCGUGGGUAUACAUUGUGGUAUGAGUGUAAAACAUUUACUUAGCCUACUGGUUUAUUUAACUUCAUGGCCUUAUUAGAGCAAAGUGAACUCAGUUGUAUAACAGUGCUCAGUUAACACUGCUGCAGGCGUAUACUGCAGCUUUCACAACUACUUUUCAUGAUAGUAAAAAGCACCGUCACAACGACACUAGUCAUCCACACAUCAGUUUAAAAAUAUGAUCAGAGGAGCAAGUGGUCAGUAUUGUGUUUUCUUUGUUCCAGUCCUGCAGGUGUUUUUCCGUAACUUGUGAUUACAGGCCCGGGAUGUAGACCUAACAAACUACAUUUUUCAGAAUGAGGCCAUCUGUAAGCUUUUCUUGCUCAUCAGAUGUCACUUAUAACAAUCAGCAGAUGUUUAGGCUAUGAAACAUGAGCCACACUGCAGUUCACGGCCCCCUUGCUUCGAGACACAAUAGCCUGUAUAAUCCCACAGGAAUGCACUUUUUUGCAUAAUAUGCAUUAUGUCAGAGCACCAUAACACUGCUCACUUUGGGCUGUUUCUGCAUUGAUUCUCAAUGAAUUUACAAAUUGAAGUUGCUCAAUUCAAACUGUGUGCAUUUUGUAAUUGUUUGAAACUUAAAAGAAAAACACUGCAAUGGAUUAACUUUAUGAGCAACCUCUAGGUGGCAACAGUCAUUAAUGCAUUUGAACGUGAGAUCACUUUAAAAAAAAAAAAAAAAGACCUGCACAGCAGAGACACAUGUUUAUUGUAUUCUAUUAAUUCAUUAUGCAUUGUCCUUGAUUUGUUUUUACUUUGCUGCUUGUCUAUAGAUGUUGCGAUAUAUUUCUUUUUCAAAUAUGUUGUCUCUGAACUGCUCUGAUGGUAUAUAUUUAUGCAAAAUUCUUGUGAGUUCUGAUAAUUUCUUCUUUGUCCCUAUUUUUUUAUUUCAUGUUCAAAUAAAGCUUUUGAUCAUUACA